This is a messenger RNA of Symbiodinium sp. CCMP2592, 1113 nucleotides long. The record is from the annotation of a GenBank genome assembly. Lineage: Eukaryota; Dinophyceae; Suessiales; Symbiodiniaceae.
AUGGAGCAUGCAGACAGGGCACUCGGCACGGAUUUGUCAACCUGGUCUGAGCGCGGCUGGUGCCGCAUGGAACGCAUGGCACGGGAACUCUCCUCCGGCAACAGCAACAUGAUCUCCAUCGAGAGCCCGUCGCUUCAGACGUAUGAGCCGGCAUGGCAGGCUGCCUUCUUCCCACCGGGCGAGGGGCGGUUCUCUUCUCAAGGAGAUCGAGUCAAGGUCGCAGCCAUUUUAAAGCAGCUCUUUGCUGCCAAGCUGUUCGAUUGCCUUGCGAAGGAGGACCUAUCUUCGUACCGCUUCUGGCUGAACCAGCAAAGGAUGCGCUUCAGCGGCUUCGACAUUCCCGACAGCGAGGUCGCCGCCGUGUUGAAGCGGCUGAUUGCUGCCAAGCUUGUCCAGUGCCAGGAGCAGGAAGACUCGGUUGCCUACCGCUUCUGGUUGAACCAGCAGCAGAUGCGCUUCGACACAAAGGGCAUCGAGGAGAAGUUCGGGGAAGACGAGAAGGAAGCUGCUGUUCUGGCCAGGUUUCUGAACGAGAACAGCUUCACACAUGCGACCGAACGUGAUGCGGCUGGUUGGUCCCCACUAUGCUAUGCCGCAAUGAAUGGUGAUCCUCUGUUGGUGUCGGCGCUCCUUUCGGCCUGUGCUGAUGCCAACGAUCGGAUCACGAAGGGCCGGCCGGAGUGUCAAAUUCAGAAGGGCAUGCCAGCGCUGCAGCUCAGCGCCUACUGUCGGAACUGCGAUGUCAUGAAGCUGCUUCUUUCGGCCCGCGCCGCAGUCAACGACACCGACUGCCGUGGUGCGACGGCCUUGCACUGGGCCAUGAUCUCCAACACGGUCCAGGGCGUCCGCAUUCUCUGCGAAGCAGGAUCCUUUGUUGCUUUUGCUUUCCGGGUGCUGACGCCGAACUGGCCGCUCGCUGAUGUUGGAUCAGCCUCCCCGCCGCGGCCCCCCUGGCGUGCACUGCGCUUGGCUCGGCAGACGCACUUCAAGAGCUGCUGGCGCAAAGGGAGCGAGGUGCCGCUGGUGCAGAAAGCCGUGAUCACGAAGCUGGUGAUUGUGGUGAUGCUCGCGAUCUUAGCAAUCAUUCUGAUAGAGCCUAAUGGAAAGAAGUGA